UGUAAUACACCAGGAUAAAACUCUUCAAGUUCCGUUAAGCACGAACAAGCCAAGUGCUGAACCACAAGAAGGUCCUCGUCCAUCAAAACAGCACUAUCAGCAGAAUCAAAUAAAAACUAUACUUAUUCCCAGAUUAUUCAAAUCCAAUGCAUGUUCACAAAAUUCCGGCAAAUUCCACACUCUCAUUUCAUUACCAUCAUCAUCGUUGCAAAUUCAACCUCACCAAUUUUGCGAAUAAUCCUCGAAUUUCUGCUCUCUUUCUCUCUCUUUCGAUUUCAUCAGCUUUUACACGAAGAACAAAGUCUACCAUGGCAAUCGCCGGAAAAAGCGGCGGCGAUGGCGGAGCUUUUACAACACUUGCAGAGAGGAUGACGUUUGAGAAAGAGAUUAAGAAGAGCAAAUUUAUUGCCAUUGCUGCUCCUGUUUACAGUGAACAAUCUGCUCAUUCCUUUCUAUCCGAGGUGCGUGAUAAUCGUGCUACUCACAAUUGCUGGGCUUAUAAGAUUGGGGAUCAGUAUCGAUCAAAUGAUGAUGGUGAACCAUCUGGCACUGCUGGCAAACCUAUAUAUUCAGCGAUUGAUACUUCGGGUGUUGAUAGAGUUAUGGUAGUUGUAAUCCGGUAUUUUGGCGGUAUCAAACUAGGUACUGGAGGGCUUGUUAGAGCUUACAGUGGGGUCACGUCUGAAUGUCUGAGAAAUGCACCAAUUCGUUUAGUUAAAUCAAAAGUUCCUAUGGGCGUAGAGGUUUCCUUUGAUCUUCUGGGGCUUCUGUACCAUCAGCUCCAAUCCUUUCAAGCAGCAGAUGUCAAGCAAGAUUAUGAAACCGGUAAAGAUGAUACAACAAUGGUGACUUUUAAGGUUGAUUUCGAUAAAGCUGACAGUCUAGAAGAUGCUAUUAAAUCUAGCUGUGGCAGAGAUAUUGUAUUUAUCAAGCAUUGAAUGACAAAGUUGAAAAUUGCAUUGCCAUUUUAUGCCUGACCAGAGAUUGCUGGUUCUGUCACAAUUCUCCUUCAGCAUGAGUUGCAAAACAGCCAUCAAGCAUCAAUGUUCUAUUUUGCCACAAGCAUCUACAAGUUGGUAUGUACUAGGUUGCUAUAUAUAUUUAUUUGAUUUUUUUUACACACUUUACCAUGAUUUUCUUGUACAUACAUUUACAUUUGACAUGAAUAAAAUUUACUACCCAUUCCCUGCC
Molecule: messenger RNA, 1191 nt
Organism: Chenopodium quinoa (quinoa)
Lineage: Eukaryota; Viridiplantae; Streptophyta; Magnoliopsida; Caryophyllales; Amaranthaceae
Product: IMPACT family member in pol 5'region
Exons: 6
Coding region: 147-938 (263 amino acids)
Biological process (GO): regulation of translational initiation
Cellular component (GO): cytoplasm
Source: RefSeq, a predicted model, not a curated record